Messenger RNA from Carassius carassius (crucian carp), 914 nucleotides. RefSeq names its product mitochondrial import receptor subunit TOM20 homolog B-like. Gene Ontology annotation, biological process: tRNA import into mitochondrion; protein import into mitochondrial matrix; protein targeting. Gene Ontology annotation, molecular function: transmembrane protein transporter activity. The transcript has 5 exons. Lineage: Eukaryota; Metazoa; Chordata; Actinopteri; Cypriniformes; Cyprinidae. The coding region runs from base 134 to 580 and encodes 148 amino acids. The record is from RefSeq and is a predicted model, not a curated record. Gene Ontology annotation, cellular component: mitochondrial outer membrane; mitochondrial outer membrane translocase complex.
AGCCGUCGCAGGUGUGACGUCACCGGGGUCUUUCCUCGUAUGGCUCUCCGUGAGGGUCACGCAGUCAGUCUGAUCGCCGUUGUUAUUAUUAUUAUUAUUAUUAUUUCUCGCCUCUGAUAUCGUGUCUCUCGUCAUGAUGGGCGCCAGCAGCAGCAGCAGGAUAGCGGCUGGUUUGGGCGCAGCGCUGUUCGUCGCUUACUGCAUUUAUUUCGACAAAAAGAGACGCAGUGACCCAAACUACAAGAACAAACUACGAGAACGAAGAAAAAAGCACAAGGCUGUUCAGGAGAAAGCUGGAUUAUCAAAGUUGCCAGACCUGAAAGACGCCGAAGCCGUCCAGAAGUUCUUCCUAGAGGAGAUUCAGCUCGGAGAAGAGCUGCUGGCGCAGGGUGACUAUGAGAAGGGCGUGGAUCAUCUGACGAAUGCGAUCGCUGUGUGUGGUCAGCCGCAGCAGCUCCUACAGGUCCUGCAGCAAACACUUCCUCCUCCAGUCUUCCAGAUGCUCCUCACCAAACUGCCCACAAUCAGCCAGCGUAUCAUCAGCGCUCAGAGCAUCAGCGACGACGACGACAUCGAGUAGAAGACCUCCAGAAGCGAGUUUUGUUUUAAAUCGGAGCUUGUCCUGUUGAAGUUGACGUGUGUUUCAGUGUAUUAGAACCACAGGAGACGAGCAUGAUCUGUUUUUUCUUCGUCAAUUAUUUGUUUUACUAGCAAAGCAUUUUGGGUUCACAGAAUUAUGAAAUAUGCAAGCAGUAAACCAGAGUACAUGCUACUGUCAUUUAUCUGUGUUCAUGUAUUUAAGUUAUUUACGUUUAAUGUGGUAUUGUGGGACAGGAAGCACAUUUAAAGGUGUUCUGUUUUAGGGGAGUUUCCUCUUUUUUUUAAACUCCAAAAUAAAAAUAAAAUAAAUCAUU